This is a messenger RNA of Pseudocercospora fijiensis CIRAD86, 907 nucleotides long. RefSeq lists its product as uncharacterized. The transcript is spliced from 4 exons. The record is from RefSeq and is a predicted model, not a curated record. Gene Ontology annotation, biological process: mycotoxin biosynthetic process. NCBI's taxonomy places the organism in Eukaryota, Fungi, Ascomycota, Dothideomycetes, Mycosphaerellales, Mycosphaerellaceae. Bases 275 to 874 code for a protein of 199 amino acids.
CGUCACCUCCAAUAUGUGGAAGCUGGAAAUACAUCGCGGCUCUGACUACCAACCUGUAGGGAAGGAAUCCACGGCCGACUCGAGCAGCGACCAGGAUCCUGAGGGUCCUUGGGAGUCUAGCGAGAGACGCUGGUACUCACGUAGAAGUGUUGUACUCUGCAUCAUACUGCUGACAAACGCUUUCACUGCAUCCGUGUUCUUUCUUCUGUUAAGGCAUGGGGGACAGUCGGCAACUCUUGGAUGUGCUGGCUUCACGGAACCUGAAACACCUUGGAUGUCUGGGGUUGACCGCAGUCUUCACGACUACACGUUCUUGCCCUACGCAGCAUCGCCGACGCGAUACUCAGCGGACACUGCAGACUUUGGCGACGCAGUCGACGAUGCCUGGAAAGAAUUGGGAAUCUAUUAUAGGCUCAUGCUCCUCCCUGCGCAAUAUGCAGAUGCGUACAACGUUUCAGCUGAGAAACACUGGCUCGUCACUCCAGAGAACAAUAGAAAGGCUCCAUAUCCAGCGUUUCCUGUCCAAAUGGAAGCUUUUCACUAUCUUCACUGCGUCAACUUUCUUCGCCAAGGUCUCUACUAUAAUUACGACUUCUAUCGAUCCAACCCAACUUACUUCUUUACGAAGGGAACUGAAAAGGAAAUUCGGGAUCACCUAGGUCAUUGCGUUGAUGCGUUACGCCAGUUGAUUAUGUGUUGGUCAGAUACGGACGUGUUGCCUAUACUGCUGCCCGACGAUCCUACAGGCCACCCACUCUUCAACGAUUUCGCCCGAGUCAAACAAUGUAGGAACUUUGAGAGCUUGAGGAUAUGGGCAGAAAAGUCGCAGUGGAAGGGCAGUCCCAGUAUAGCACCCCACCACCCUGGUAGCUAAAUCUCCCGUCAAACAGAAAGCUUUUCAUUGCUG